AUGGCUACAAGAAGCAGAACUCUUCUCUUUCUCAACUUCAGAAACUCAUUUUCUCGCAAUAACCAGCAGUUUUCCAAGCAUGACUAUGACGGCUCGGAACAUGUUGGUCUAAUCGCUGGUGAGAUGAGCAACUAUUCUGAAGUUGCUAUUGAAAUGUCUGUGCUGCCGCCGCGAUGGAUAGACAUUGUAGACGAGGUUGAAGAGGAUAUUGGCAUACUUAAAGAAAAAAUCAUUUUGCUGGAAAGCGCAUAUAAAAAACAUCUUUUACCAGGAUUUGACGAUCGCAUUGGUGACGAACAGUCUAUAGAACGACUUACUGAAGAUGUCACAAAGAUUUUUCAGCAAGUUCAAGUAAAAGUAAAACGAGUACAUAUGGAGAGCCGUGUUGCCAGUAAAACCGAUACCUCGUCGCUUAGCAAAAAUAUUCAAACGUCAUUGGCCACAAAAUUGCAAGAUCUUUCUCAAAGUUUUCGCAAAACCCAGUCAAAUUACCUUCGCAAACUUCGUGGUCGAGAAGCUGCAGUGAAUCCCAAUAAAUAUGGUGCAAUAGAACAAGAUCCUGGUAAUGAAGAUCUUGACGAGGUAUUCACUGAUGCUCAGUUGGCAGUUGUAGUGAAUAAUGAGAGAGCUAUAUCUGAAAGAGAGCGUGAGAUCAACGAGAUUGCCAAGUCAAUUCUAGGACUAGCUGAAAUAUUUAAAGACUUGCAAACAAUGGUGAUUGAUCAGGGAACAGUGCUAGAUCGGAUUGACUAUAACGUCGAGCAAACUAACGUGUCAUUAGAAGACGCCCACAAAGAGUUGAUCAAGGCUUCUCAAAUGCAAAAUACUUCACUUGCCAAGUAUUGCAUUAUCGUUCUUCUUGUAUUGGUAGUCAUUAUGAUUAUCGUACUAUGGUGGAAACUGAGUCGCCCCAAAAAAAUAAAUUGA
Messenger RNA from Batrachochytrium dendrobatidis JAM81, 927 nucleotides. RefSeq lists its product as uncharacterized. The transcript is spliced from 8 exons. Gene Ontology annotation, biological process: vesicle fusion; intracellular protein transport; vesicle-mediated transport. Gene Ontology annotation, molecular function: SNAP receptor activity; SNARE binding. Gene Ontology annotation, cellular component: SNARE complex; membrane; endomembrane system. The record is from RefSeq and is a predicted model, not a curated record. NCBI's taxonomy places the organism in Eukaryota, Fungi, Chytridiomycota, Chytridiomycetes, Rhizophydiales. The coding region runs from base 1 to 927 and encodes 308 amino acids.